UGUGUGUGUGUGUAUAUUCCACAAUACCCAGUUUCUCUUGCAGUUGUAUAUUCUUCUUUCUAUUUCCUUUAUCACAGUUUGAUUUUAACCUCCCAGUAUAAUGGCUGUCUCUGCUUUGACAUCACCAAACAAUACCAAACAAGCUGAGGAUGACAAGUCCAUAACUUUCGAUGAUCAAAACCUUCUGCAAAAGCACGUUGCAUUUUUCGACAGAAAUCAUGACGGCAUCAUCUAUCCAUGGGAGACCUUUGAUGGAUUUCGUGCAAUUGGUUGUGGAAUGUUCUUAUCAACAAUUGCUUCUAUUUUCAUCAAUGUGGGACUUAGUGGGAAAACUCGUCCUGGGAAAUAUUUUUCACCACUUUUUCCAAUAGAGGUAAAGAACGUUCACAUGGGUAAACAUGGAAGUGACUCGGGCAUCUAUGAUAGUGAAGGGAGAUUUGUUCCAGAAAAAUUUGAAGAAAUUUUUACCAAACAUGCUCGAACCCAUCACGGAGCUCUAACAUCUGAUGAAUUAAUGACAAUGCUGAGGGCUAACAGAGAAUCCAAUGACUUUAAAGGAUGGGUAGCUAGCUUUGCAGAAUGGAAAAUGUUAUACUAUCUUUGCAAGGACAUGCAUGGAUUGUUGCAUAGAGAAACCAUUAAAGCAGCCUAUGAUGGAACUCUCUUUCAUCGCUUGGAGAAGGAAAGGAGAUUAGCCUUUGAAGCCAAAAAUGUUAUUUAGUUGGGUUCGAAUGUACCAACGAAGGAGGAUGUUGCAGAAGCAUCUUGAUAAUGAUGGAGCUCUCCUGGUUAAUGUUAGAAUUUUUUUUCCUAUUUUUUUUUUUUUUUUUUUACUUUCAAGAUAAUAAUUAUCCAUUAAUUACUUGUAUGGUUAAACAUACAAGAAGUUUAUGUUCUGUUUAAUGGGCAAAUUAGAGUAGGGCCCUGAUCUAUAAAUA
Molecule: messenger RNA, 938 nt
Organism: Carica papaya (papaya)
Lineage: Eukaryota; Viridiplantae; Streptophyta; Magnoliopsida; Brassicales; Caricaceae
Product: putative peroxygenase 4
Molecular function (GO): calcium ion binding; monooxygenase activity
Source: RefSeq, a predicted model, not a curated record